UAUAGAGCAACCCAGUAUCUAACAAGCAACCUCACUUGUCAGCUCAUAUUAUUCUUAAGGAUUGCAGAUAUUGUGGUGGGCGUAGUCAUGGCCAAAUCAAUAUUCAGAGUGAAAGUUGUAUCUGCUGAAGCCUUGUCCUCCUCCAAGAUUGAGGGCACUGGUCUCCCAAGUUUAACACGGCUGAGAUGUUUCAGUGAUUCUGCACCAAAAGCUGAGUUGCCGGUUGAAAAGGGUAUUGAUGAAGAGGCACAACAAAGGAAAAGUGGAGAUAAUAAUGUGAGACAGCGAGCAGCAUGGAUGCCUGACCCAGUGACUGGAAAUUUUAUUCCAGAAGACCAUUUUGGUGAAGUUGAUAUUGCUGAACUCAGGGAAGACAUUCUGAGGCGUCACUCUCUCUCCAAACGCAAACCCCCAACUUAAUGAACGGAACUAGAGCCUACCGCCAAUAUCGUUUCUAAAGAUUCGGGUCAUAUUGGGCACAAUAGUUAGUCGUGGUAUGAAUGAAAAAAUUAUUAAGCUAUUAUAUGUAAAAGUUUGUUGGUGUAUUACUUGGUGGACUUCAUUAUCUUAAAGGAGGCUACUGAAAGUUGU
This is a messenger RNA of Cryptomeria japonica (Japanese cedar), 591 nucleotides long. Its product is annotated as late embryogenesis abundant protein Lea5-like. NCBI's taxonomy places the organism in Eukaryota, Viridiplantae, Streptophyta, Pinopsida, Cupressales, Cupressaceae. Bases 88 to 420 code for a protein of 110 amino acids. The transcript is spliced from 2 exons. The record is from RefSeq and is a predicted model, not a curated record.